Magnolia sinica is the source of this 423-nucleotide messenger RNA. RefSeq lists its product as uncharacterized. The transcript is spliced from 2 exons. The record is from RefSeq and is a predicted model, not a curated record. Bases 1 to 423 code for a protein of 140 amino acids. NCBI's taxonomy places the organism in Eukaryota, Viridiplantae, Streptophyta, Magnoliopsida, Magnoliales, Magnoliaceae.
AUGACGCGUGAACGUGGCGCUCAUGGUCAUGGUACCCGUGGACGAGGUGCCCGAGUUGCUCCGGUUCCCCCACUUAUUCCUCCGCCUCAGCUUGCUGUUCCGGUUACAGAGGCUCCAGUUGCUCCGGUUCCCCCUCCUCACCCUGUUGUUCUAGUUACAGAGGCUCCUACCCCCUCGGUCGCACCCAUGCCUCCGCCUGAGGCGAGUGUCGCCCCUGCUUUUCUGACAGUACCCAUAAGAGUCGAGCAUUUUCAGCAGUUGAUGCAGCUUGUACGUACUGCAUUGCAAACCCAUCAGCCUGCUACCGCCGAGGUUUCUAGGCAGUCUGACCUACCGCGUGCUAGUGCGAUAGCUCGAGAGUUCCAACAGCAUGAUCCCCUGAGGUUUAGUGGUGACCCUGACCCUUUUGCCACCAAGGCUUGA